Messenger RNA from Lachancea lanzarotensis, 483 nucleotides. RefSeq names its product LALA0S14e01112g1_1 (gene SNX3). Gene Ontology annotation, molecular function: phosphatidylinositol-3-phosphate binding. The transcript has a single exon. The coding region runs from base 1 to 483 and encodes 160 amino acids. Lineage: Eukaryota; Fungi; Ascomycota; Saccharomycetes; Saccharomycetales; Saccharomycetaceae. Gene Ontology annotation, biological process: endocytic recycling; late endosome to Golgi transport. The record is from RefSeq and is a predicted model, not a curated record. Gene Ontology annotation, cellular component: early endosome membrane; retromer complex.
AUGCGCCAAUUUCAAUCCUUCAGUAGCACCGUCGAAUCAAGUUCACUAGAGCCUCAAAAGCCGGCCAGUUCGGUCGAUCUUUAUGCAGAACCGGAGAACUUCUUGGAAAUCGAAGUUGCGAACCCGAAAACGCAUUUACCGCACAAUGAUCAACGUGGAAUGUAUACAGACUAUGAAAUAAUCUGUCGAACCAACUUGCCGUCAUUUUCAAAACGUUUAAGCAAUGUUCGUAGACGAUACUCUGAAUUUGAGCUUUUUCGCAAAUGUUUGCUUAAGGAACUUUCGCUUUCUAGUCAUCCCAAAGUCGUUGUGCCAAAUCUACCGGGAAAGAUUAUCCUGGGCAACCGUUUCAGUGAUGAGGUUAUAGAAGAACGCAAGGAGGAUCUCAACAAGUGGAUGAACGCGGUGGCAGGCCACCCGUUGCUACAAACCGGAUCCAAAGUGCUCGUUAGAUUUAUCGAGAAUCCGAAAUUUACAGGUUAA